GUAAAAGUCGAGUUAAAAAUAAUACGUUAUUAAUAAUAAAGAUGGCGGCGACCUUAAAAAAUUCAUGCUUGAUGAAAUUGCUCUAACAUUGGCAUUUCAGAACACUUCAGCAACUGCAUAAAAAAACUAGAUCUAGAUUCUAUUUUAGAACUACCACCACAGUCAUGAGAAGGAUUUUUUAAUAGUCGAUUAGGUGGAUAACAGAAUCUACUUUGGUAUCGUUUUAGUACGGUUUUAGAGUAGGCUGGUUGCAAUAGAACAAAAUGGCCUGUCGUCUUUCAUCAUAUGGACUUGAACAUUCAUCUUUUAUCAAUGGACUCAUUGGAUCAAUGCUGAGGAAAAGUUGCCCUGUGUUGACUCAUAUAAAGGUUCGUACACAUAUGUGCCGUAGAUUCAAGUCUAAAAAAUCCAAGGAUACGCUUUCUUCAGUCAUUCAACCAAUCACAAUCAAGCCUGCCACAAAGAAUGCUGAUGAUAUCAAUAUAGGGGAGGAGCUUACAGGAACCAUUAGGAAAGAAAACCUGGUCAAACUUUUGUCCCAGUUUCACAGCAGAGAGGAAGUAAAAAAACUUGCAUUCAUGAAUGGAUUGGACAACAAUUUAUUCUACAAGGCUUUCCUCAGUUUUAGAGAAUUUUGUAUCAAGUCAGAACAGCUGCCAGUUGAUCUUCAUAUUGUUUUUAGUGACAUUCUACAAGGUUCAGGCCAUGUUGAUGACAUCUUCCCCUACUUCCUCAAGCACAGCUAUGAAAUGUUCCCCCACUUGGAGUCUAUGGAAGACCUCAAGAAAAUUAGUGACCUACGAUAUCCAGCUAACUGGUACCCAGAAGCGAGAUCAAUCCAAAGAAAAUUUAUUUUCCAUGCUGGCCCCACAAACAGUGGUAAAACUUUCCAUGCCCUGGAGAAGCUGAUCAAGGCGGAGUCAGGGAUUUACUGCGGACCCCUAAAGCUCUUGGCCUCAGAGGUCUACCACAAGUGUAACCAGGCGGGUACACCCUGUGACCUGGUGACUGGAGAGGAGAGAAGAUUUGCCAGCUCAGAUGAAACACCAUCCGCCCAUGUUGCAUGUACUGUAGAGAUGGCCAGCUUGACCACACAGUAUGAUGUGGCAGUAAUUGAUGAGAUCCAAAUGAUCCGCGACCAACAGAGGGGCUGGGCCUGGACUAGGGCUGUACUAGGACUUUAUGCCAAGGAAAUCCAUGUCUGUGGGGAGGCCUCCAGCAUUGACCUCAUCAAGGAAAUAGCGCUAACCACAGGAGAGGAAGUAGAGGUGUGUAGGUACAAGAGGUUAACCAACCUGACAUUCUUAGACUACCCUGUAGGAAAAUUUGAGAAUGUGCGGGCUGGUGACUGUAUCGUUUGCUUCUCUAAGAAUGAUAUCUACUACGUCACCAGACAGUUGGAGCAGCUGGGCAAGGAGUGUGCUGUCAUAUAUGGUUCACUACCUCCAACCACCAAGCUGGCCCAGUCCUCCAAGUUUAAUGAUGUCAGCUCCAGCUGUAAGGUCAUGGUCGCAACUGAUGCUAUAGGCAUGGGCCUUAAUCUUGCCAUCAAGAGGGUUGUGUUCUACUCUGUGAUGAAGCCAAUGUUGAAUGAGAAGGGUGAGAGAGAGAUGGACCUCAUCUCCACCUCCCAGGCCCUGCAGAUUGCUGGCCGGGCUGGCCGGUUUAACACGGCCUAUCAGCAUGGGGAGGUCACCACUUUCUAUGCCAAAGACUUGAACAUUUUAAAGGACAUCAUUCAGCAGCAUAUUGAGCCAAUCACGCAAGGUGGUUUGCACCCUACAGCUGACCAGAUUGAACUGUUUGCCUAUCACCUGCCCAAGGCAACACUCUCCAACCUCAUUGAGAUAUUUGAGCUGAGCUGUGCCCUAGACAAGAACAUGUUCUUUAUGUGUAAGAUGGAUGACUUCAAGUUCCUGGCCGACAUGAUUCAACACGUGCCCCUCCCUCUCAGGGUGCGCUAUGUCUUUUGCUGCGCCCCCAUCUCAGUCAAGCAGCCUUUUUCUUGCACCAUGUUUUUACAGUUUGCCAGAAGGUUCAGCAGGAACGAGCCCCUGACCCUGGACUGGCUGUGUCAGAGACUGGGCUGGCCCCUGAGAGCUGCAGGCAACUUGACAGAGCUGGUCCACCUCGAGUGUGUCUUUGAUGUCCUGGACUUGUACUUGUGGCUCAGCUACAGGUUCCCAGACAUGUUCCCUGAUGCUGGCCUGGUGAGAGAGCUGCAGUGUGAGCUGGACCUGAUGAUCCAGCAAGGGGUCAGCAACCUGGUCCAGCUGGUCAAGAGCCAGCAGAGUGGGCAGAUGGACAUAAAUGAGGAGGAGUUUGAAAUGAAAACACGCAGCAACAGAGGGUUGAGGAAGAAACCUUUAGAGGAGGAGAUCCAGAGCUCACGGCUGGAACAGAAAGAUGCCCUAAGAGAAAACAAGCAGGCAGCAGAGAAACUGUCUCAGAAACUGAUUGACCAAGGCCUUGUGGACCGCGACACGCUGGACAAGUUGAAGGCAGAGUGGAAGCUGGAGCUGGAGGGUAGACUGGGGAGUGACUGGCCAAAACAGACUGGGGAGUGACUGGCCAAAACAGACUGGGGAAUGACUGGCCAAAACAGACUGGGGAGUGACUGGCCAAAACAGACUGGGGAGUGACUGGCCAAAACAGACUGGGGAGUGAAUGGCCAAAAUAAACGUUAAAACCAAUUC
This is a messenger RNA of Physella acuta, 2696 nucleotides long. Its product is annotated as ATP-dependent RNA helicase SUPV3L1, mitochondrial. Gene Ontology annotation, biological process: mitochondrial RNA 3'-end processing. Gene Ontology annotation, cellular component: mitochondrial degradosome. Lineage: Eukaryota; Metazoa; Mollusca; Gastropoda; Physidae. Gene Ontology annotation, molecular function: RNA helicase activity; hydrolase activity, acting on acid anhydrides; ATP binding. The record is from RefSeq and is a predicted model, not a curated record.